Messenger RNA from Penicillium alfredii, 693 nucleotides. RefSeq lists its product as uncharacterized. The record is from RefSeq and is a predicted model, not a curated record. The coding region runs from base 1 to 693 and encodes 230 amino acids. The transcript has a single exon. NCBI's taxonomy places the organism in Eukaryota, Fungi, Ascomycota, Eurotiomycetes, Eurotiales, Aspergillaceae.
AUGCACAACAGAUCCAACCGGCUGAGAGGUGGUCGAUCGAAUCCAUCGAAUUACCGGGGUCGGUACUGGCACCAAAGAAACUACGCCCAGACGAACCAGUCCACAUGGAACACCAACACCUCCAAUGCCUAUAGCCAAGCCAAUGUCCUCCAGUUGCAUCCCAGUGUGCCACAGCGCAGUCUGCCAACUAUUAACGACAGGGGCAGCCCCAUCCCCAACCGAACGUCCUGGCUAGCGAACACCGAGUAUCCAAGUGCAGAAGACAGGAUGGAUAUCGACUCCAACGACGACCCCGUGCCUGCCGUGAAUACCGUGACGAGACCCAGUGAGAUGCCACCUCCAGUGACGCCUCCCAAUCCUCGCAGUGGGAUUUAUCGACAUGUCUUCUGCCUCGACAUCGGCCACCGUGGUGGAUGCAACACGGACUACGAUAUCCUCGGGGCUGCACGCGUGCAACUGGACCGACUUCAGAAAUCAGGCUCGCUGGAAAAUCCCGUCCCUGUUAAUCUGCGUCGGUUGCGGGUGCAUGUGGCUAUUGACACCCGGUCAAGUAGCCGAGAAGACGCUUUGGUCAAUGCCAACUUGCGUCUGUUCUUGAUGCAGGAUAUGAUUAACGAUGGGCUGGGAUGGUUUACCGGGCUGCCGUGGAGACAUGAGCAUUUCGUGGUGGAGUUGCUGCGUCCUCAGUACUGA